Molecule: messenger RNA, 1807 nt
Organism: Musa acuminata AAA Group (dessert banana)
Lineage: Eukaryota; Viridiplantae; Streptophyta; Magnoliopsida; Zingiberales; Musaceae
Exons: 4
Coding region: 36-1592 (518 amino acids)
Source: RefSeq, a predicted model, not a curated record
AUUAUUUUGCCGCACUCUCUUUAUCUACGUCUGCAAUGGAGCAGCCUCUCCUUGCUUCUCCUCCUAACACCGUCCCCAACUCUCGACCCCCUCCGGCCAAGUCCUCCAAUCCUAACAUUCUCGUCGGCCUCACCAUAUUCCUUGUCGUCGCGGCCUUCUCUCUGUUGGCGAACUACGAGGCCGCCAAGGGCUUUCAGAUCGUCGUCGUCAAUGCCGCCUUGCACACCCACGCAGGCCGGCGCUUCGACCUUCUGUUCGUCUCCAACGACCGCGCCACCAGACUCGUCGUCGCCUCCAGCAAUCUCGUGCAGCGCAUCCUUUACCCGGACGAUUCGUUUCCCAGGAAGCCGGUGGACCGCGUGACACUUUACAUGGCCGGCGAAGACCUCGACAGCACGGUUGCAGUCCGCGGAGGACGCAGCGCGGGCGAGUUCGUCGUCCGGAUGAGCCCGGCCGUGAUGGAGGCUGCCGACGUCAAAGCGGCCGUGGCUGAGGCGGUGCAACGGGGCAUGGCGCGGGUCUGGCUAUGGGAUGGGCGAGGCGAGGCCCCGAGAUCGCUUCUUGACGCCAUGGCAGAGUACGUUGCCAUGUCCUCCGGCAUGGCAUCUCCUUCCAUCAGGCCCCGCAACACCAGCAUAUCACCGUUCAAUGCUUCGUGCUGGGAGGACGACGACCACGUACGCCUGGCGAGCUUCUUGAAUUACUGCGACGCGAAGCACCAUGGAUUUGUAGCGCGCUUGAACAGAGCCAUGCAGGAGGAGUGGACCGAAGACACGUUCAACGUCACAUUGGGCUCAUCAGUUCCACAAAUCUGCUCCUCCUAUCUCUCGGCAGAACAAAUAUCUAGAGUCUGUACAAGUGUCUUGAAGAAGAUAUGUCGCGACUAUGGCAUUGUAAGGUGGCCAUAUCGAAAGUAUCUUGCUGGGAAGACUGUAGAAGAUAUUAGAAGAGAUAUUGCUAAGGAGAGAAGUAAGGAGCUAGCUGAUUUAUCGAAGACUAACCAAAAGAAUGAUGUGUCCAAUGUGAUGUCAUCGCCAGUUGGUUCCUUAUCAGCUUUAACACCGAACCCUGCUCAAGAAUCUUCCAAAAUGCAGAGAGUUUCCAUGCCAGGGCAUGUUUCGCAACUGCAAGGAAGUAGGUUUACUCAAAACGGAUGGCCAAAUAUGCUCCAUCAAAACCAAUCAAAAAACAUCCCUACGUUCAUGGACGAAUUCAAAUAUGGUUUUCCAGAAAAUGGUCUAUCAUCAACUUCAUUCAAAUGGUGGGGAAUCAGCAGGCUAGAAGAAACCGAAAGGACCGUGCCAGGAGAAGGAGAAACUACGACCGAGAAGGAUGACAAUCAAGAGGUACAGGACUCAUCAAAUGAAGGCGAAGAACCUGAUUCUGGUGCAGAGGACAAUGUUAUCGUAACCAAGCCAUCUGCUUUGCUGUGCUCUCUGAGAAGAAAAUCUGUUGAAUAUGGGCGCGAGUCACUCAAGAGAGGGAUUUCGGUGGCCGGAAUACCCAACAAACUCACGAAGAGGCAGAAGCUAACAUUAUCCCAAGUAUUUGGGUCAUCUUUACCAGAGGAAUGGAAGGAAAACUUCUCGUGAUCCUUCUUCACUGAGUAAUUUAAUUUCCAUGACCAAAUGACAGGAGUCUGUUUUCCAAAGUACCUCGACUAGGCAUCGGAAAGACGAUACUUUAUAUCAAACUCGAUCGUUUUCUAAUCCUAACUGCAGUUUCCUUGUCACAACCUCGAGUGUUUUUUGCCUGUCAUCUUCUUGUACAUCCUAGUUUGUCUUCCUUCUUGGUGAGAAGGUUAUCA